AACACAACCUUGAGUUCCAUACACUCGACAUCAUCAUCAUCAUCCUCCACCACCACCAGACAGGCUUCUGCCUCGUAAACCUCGUAUUCCCCCCUUGUUCUGUUACACAAGAAUUUGACACUUUCUUGCCUAUUUCUUCGAGUGUGCAUAUGAUCCAUCAUGCAGUUCUUAUAACAUAACUUCACUUCGUGUGUUGUUGUUGUUGUUGUUGUGCCACUCACCAGACUACAACCUACACCUACAGAUACACCUGCGAUCUAAUCUGGUUAUUUCCCAAACUGAAUAACGCCAUCUGCAUCCUUUCCGCCCUUGCAUUACAUUCCUAUUCUCGCCACAAACUUUUCGAUACCUCGUCGCUCUUCAGCACACCCUGAAUCCUGACCUCUUGCUCUCUCAUAAUGGAUCCCUACGAUAAUGCAGACAUCGAUCCUUUACAAUCAGGCUAUCCCUCUAGCUCCACAACAACACCCUUCCGCCUAGACGAAGGCUUUUCCGAAGACACCAUGAGUCAAGAUGAGAACGGGCGGAACAAUUUUGCGGCCAUGGCUGCUCGAUUUCAAGAAUGGGUGAUGGCUCAAAACGAAGAGUCUCGAGCAGAGAUUGCAUACGAAGUGCUGCGUACUCUUCGGACGUCGAAUAUUGCUGCGGUCGUUGAUCGUUUGACUCCCCUGCUGCACAUGGACCCAGUGGAAAAGCUGCCGGCGGAAAUCACUGGCUCCAUAUUCUCAUACCUAGAUGCCAACACCUUGUUGACCGCCUCCCUCGCGUCGCGGACUUGGAGAGCUCGUGUCAUGGACCCCAUGCUCUGGCUAGCUCUGUACAAGAAUCAGGGAUGGCUAUACGAUAAGAAGGAAGUCGAUGCUUUCGAACAUGCACACAAUUCGCUCGUCAGACAUGAAUUCAAAAGAGCGCGCGGACAGACUCAUGGCCAACCCUUGCUUAAGAAGCGCGCCACCUCAGAUUGGCUUGAAUCAAGGCCACGUAAGGUGUCGGCGGAUGUAUCUUCCUGGCGUGAACAGCAUGGGAUGGUGGAGGCAGACACAGACACCAGAUCAGAACCCGACGAUCAAGAGAUGCAAGAUGCCCCGAAUAGCAUUCAGAAUUCUCCUCAACGACCAAAUAAAAGAUCGAGUUCGGAGUCAGAGGAUGAGAUGGAUUAUAAACCGGAGCCAACGAAUACCAAGGACGAAGAUAACAAAGCUAUCGACAAUCCCGAUCCUCCCGCCAAGUCCAGCUUGACUGUAACUGACUCCGGUGGAAGGGACAGAUUGAAUUGGCUGCAUUUGUAUAUGCAACGGCAGAAGCUGGAACACAAUUGGACUAGAGGCCUAUACACAACGUUUGAGCUCCCCCAUCCCGACCACCCGAACGAAGCGCACACCGAAUGUGUCUACACCAUCCAAUUCUUCGGUAAAUGGUUGGUCAGCGGCAGUCGAGACAAAACAUUGCGUGUAUGGGAUCUCGAGACCAGACGGCUACGGGGAAAGCCUCUAGUUGGUCACUCUCAAUCCGUCCUUUGUCUUCAGUUCGACCCCACCGAAGAUCAAGACGUGAUCAUCUCUGGUAGCAGUGAUGCAAGUGUGGUGAUAUGGCGCUUCUCUACCGGGCAAAAGAUUCAUGAAAUCCCAUCCGCCCAUGAGGAAUCUGUGCUUAACCUCAGAUUCGACAAACGAUAUCUGGUGACAUGUUCUAAAGAUCGACGAAUCAAGAUAUGGAAUCGACAGGCCCUCACUGCCACAGACGAGGACUACCCCAAAGUGGAGCGUACAGGUACAGCACGGGUGCCUUCGUACAUUGUCAACACGACCGACAUGGAGCCUUCGCUUUUGGAGGCCAGAAUGGCCAACGGUACAAUCCGAGCCUUGAAACCGUACAUGCUUCUAUUGACCCUAGAAGGUCACAACGCUGCAGUCAACGCCAUCCAGAUCAUCGGAGACCUGAUCGUUUCUGCAUCUGGUGAUAGGUUGAUCAAGGUGUGGAACGCCAAGAAUGGCAGAGUGUUGCGGACUUUACAAGGGCAUCAGAAGGGUAUCGCAUGUGUCCAAUUCGACGGGAAGCGUAUCGUGAGUGGUAGUAGUGACAACACCGUUCGCAUAUACGACCCGACUACUGGCGCAGAGGUUGCAGAGUUGAAGGGCCACCAUAACUUGGUGCGCACCAUUCAAGCUGGAUUUGGGGACUUGCCUGGAAGCGAUGACGACAAUGAUAGCCAAGCAAGAGCAGCCGAACGACAGUUUCUUGCUGACCUGGCCAGUGGCAAGGUGAUCGAUGACAGAAAUUUUCUUCGAGAAGUCAGGCACGGUGAUCACGGCAGUUCCCGUCUCGCUUUUGGAUCUAAACUGCCGCCUGGAGGAGGCGGCAGUAAAUGGGGACGGAUUGUGUCUGGCAGCUAUGAUCAAACGAUCAUCAUCUGGAGAAAGAAUGCCGAAGGUCACUGGGUGAUUGGCAAGCAGCUGUUCCAGCAUCCGUUCUCUCACACAUCACCAACCACUAUAAGGAUGCGGAGAGUUGCUCGGGCUGUCGUCGCAGAUAAUGCCGCAGAUCCGACUGGUCAACCUGCAACGAAUCCUUUUCAGGCGACGGGCAACCUCGGGCCUGGCGGACCUGCUCAUCCAGGAGUCAUGUCAGCGUCACAAAUCGUACAACAGGCCGUCGGCACAUCUUUUGCUAGUCUUGGCGCAGGUUUGUCCAACGUUAUGGGCGUGGGGAGACUACUAAACCCACCCAUCACUGGCCCUCAGAACGGGAUAAACCUCAAUUCCAACUUUGCUGCAAGUGCGAGUAUCAGUGGAACGCCACAAACUAUUGCCAACGCUGUUGUUGCACACACCCAGGCAGCGAUGUCGCAGGCUGUCCAGCAAGCGCUGAACCAAGCAGUGCAAACCUCACACGGCCAGACUACGGGUUCUCAAAGUCAAGCCCCGCAGAGCGUGGCGAGCAACCAGAACCAACCAAACCCAGCAGCACUGGUACAACUCCCACCUGCUGUGCAGCAAGCACCAGCACCUAAUCAACAGCAACAAGUGGCACCCGGACCACCUGUAGCCCAUGGACAGCACCCAGAACACCUACCAUCUUCUGUGUCCCGAGUGUUCAAAUUACAAUUUGAUGCCCGACGCAUUGUCUGUUGCUCACAAGACAGUCGUAUCGUUGGUUGGGAUUUUGCGAAUGGAGAUGCUGAUGUUAUUGAGGCUUCUAAAUACUUCAUUGGGCCUUGAGUAAUGAAGAGGGGUUAUUUAGUGCGGGCAAGGGAUCAUGUUUAUGAAUGUUCAUGACAGCAUACUGAAUCUGUAUUCAUAUAUGAAUAGCAUUGAGGCUGGGCGAGGAUAUGUGCAUUAGCGCCGAGUUGUGGGUAAACUGCACGUCUAUAUUGCAUGUGUUUAAUAGCAUUCUAUAUUGAGUUACGAAAUAUCUCAGAGUGCUGGUGUUUGUGUAGGAACCUAC
Exophiala oligosperma is the source of this 3444-nucleotide messenger RNA. RefSeq lists its product as uncharacterized. Gene Ontology annotation, molecular function: protein binding. The transcript has a single exon. NCBI's taxonomy places the organism in Eukaryota, Fungi, Ascomycota, Eurotiomycetes, Chaetothyriales, Herpotrichiellaceae. The record is from RefSeq and is a predicted model, not a curated record. Bases 399 to 3218 code for a protein of 939 amino acids.